CUUAGACUCAAUAUGAAGAAGGAUCCCAGAAAAGGAAGAGAAUACAAGAAGAUCAAGGAAAGGGGAAAAAGCUCAAGAAAGAGAAAAAGGAAGCCAUUAAAGCUAAUGCCAAGGAUUUUGAACUUCUCACAGUUGAGGCCUUGAGUGAGGGGAUGCUGCUGCUCGGCUGCGUGAAGGAGUCUAAUGACUUCGAGUUAGUGGUCAGUUUGCCUAAUGGACUCACUGGAUUUGUGCAAGUGACGCACAUUUGUGAUGCAUACAGCAAAAUGCUGAAUGAGCAAGUGGCCACAGGAGAGCUUCUGGAGGAUUUGAACUCGCUCUCAGACCUGUACCCUCCUGGAAUGCUGGUCAGAUGCACUGUGACCAGCAUGGGGAAAACCAUGGAUGGACACCAGAGUGUCAAGCUGUCAAUUAACCCCAAAGAUGUCAACAAGGCACUGAACACCACAGCUCUUAGAUCAGGCAUGUUGCUCUCUGGCUUGGUAUCUAGUGUGGAAGAUCACGGCUACCUCAUAGAUAUUGGAGUCAGUGGUGCUAAGGCAUUUCUGCCUCGUCAGAAGUCCCAGAGUUACAUCAAAUCAGCCAACAAAGGGGCUGAGCUGAAAAUAGGCCAGUACCUGAACUGUCUCAUUGAAGAAGUGAAAAACAAUGGAAGAAUUGUCCGUCUGUCCAUCACUCGGUCGGAGGUUGCUGCGGCCAUUGCAACAGAAGAACAGAACUGGGCGCUCAGUAACUUACUGCCAGGGCUGGUGGUGAAAGCCCAAGUGCAGAAGGUGACCCCUAAUGGCAUCUCUCUGAGUUUCCUCUCCUCCUUCACUGGGAUUGUGGACUUCAUGCACCUGGAUCCGAAGAAAGCGGGGAGUUAUUCAGAAAGUCAGACGGUGAAGGCCUGCAUCCUCUCUGUCCAUCCCACCUCCAAAGCAGUACGGCUUACGCUGCGGCAGGUCUUCCUUCAGCCUGGAACGGGGCUUAGCCAGCUCGCCAGCAGUCGAAUUGGCAUGGUGGUGGAAGAGUCAGUGGUGAAAAGCUUCCACGCAAACACUGGCGUCAUCUUUGAACUGGAUGAUGGCACGCUGGCUUUUGCAUGUCUGAAACAUCUUUCGGACACCAAAAAAUCCUUCAAACCCGGGGCAUUUAAGGUGGGCAGCAAGCACAGAUGUCGAAUCAUUGACUACAGCCAUAUGGAUGAGCUCGCCCUGUUGUCCUUGAAGCAUCGAAUUAUUGCUGCUCCGUUUCUGAGAUACCAAGACAUCUGUCCCGGGCGUGUGGUGGAGGGCAAAGUGUUGGCUCUGAAACCCUUCGGGAUGCAGGUGAAGGUGACGGAUCACAUCAGAGGGCUGGUGCCUCACCUGCAUCUGGCGGACGUGCUCCUGAAACAACCCGAGAAAAAGUACAGCGUGGGAGGUGAAGUCAAGUGCCGGGUGUUAAUAUCCAAUCCUGAAGAAAAGAAGCUGAUCCUAACUCUGAAGAAAACUCUGGUCAUGUCAAAAUUUCCAGUCCUCACUAGUUACGAGGCUGCAAAGCCCGGCCUGAUCACUCACGGCUUCAUUGUGUGCGCUAGGGAAUUCGGCUGCAUUGUGAAGUUCUACAAUGACGUUAAAGGUCUGGUUCCCAAGAACGAGCUGAGCUCAGAGCCCAUACCUUCCCCAGAGAAAGUCUUCUACAAAGGCCAGGUUGUCAAAGUCUUAGUCUUAAAAUGUGAGCCUGAGCAGGAGAAGCUGUUGCUGUCAUUCAAUUUGAUGAGUAGACCUGUCUCUGAGGCCGAAGGAGAACAAAUUCCGAAGAAGAAUCGGCAAGUGGCUUACGAAACUGGACAGAUGGUUGACGUGAAAGUCCUGAAGAAGAAGGAUAAUGGCUUGGAGGUUUCCAUCUUAUCGGACAAUGUUUCCGCCCACCUUCCCACAAUGCACCUGUCUGACCACGUGGUUAACUGUAAACUCCUGCACCACUGGCUAGAAGAGGGUGACAUACUCCGCAGGGUUAUGUGCCUAAGUGACAAGGGAGGACACAUUACCCUGUGCAGAAAGCCUGCAAUGAUCUCUGCAGUACAGGAGGAGCAAGUGGUGAGGAGUUUCUCUGAAAUCCAACCUGGGAUGCAGCUGGCUGGUUAUGUGAGGAACAUUAUGUCCUAUGGAGUGUUUGUGGAGUUCCCAUUUGGUCUAGCUGGACUGGCCCCCAAAGCGGACAUGAGUGACAAGUUUGUGACGGACACCAAAGACCAUUUUGUGGUGGGACAGACUGUGGUUGCCAACGUGACGAGCAUGGACGAGGAGAAGCAGCGUAUCCUCUUGUGUCUGAAGCUGUCUGAGGUCAGCUCGGAAGACCACGCUGCUGAGAGCUUCUCCUUCCUGAGCCAGUGCUUUGAGGAGAUGAAGGAGGUCAGGGACAUUAUGCGCAGAAGAAAUCAUUCCAAGGUGGCCCAAAACCUCUGUGGAUUGAUGCCUGGGCAGAAGCUUGAGCUGGUCGUUCAGGAAGUGAGGUGUGAUGGCUCAGCAUUCUUUAGCCGCAGCUGUGUUGCUGGGCUGACCGUAAUAGCCACUCGCUAUCAUGUUGGAGACAAGAGUUUGGUCGCUGGUCAAAAAGCAAGAGUCUUAGUUCUCCAUGUUGAUGCUCUCAAAUCAGCAGUUCACGUCUCCCUUCGAGAAGCGCUGUUGAAUCCAAAAGCCAAACGGUUAAUGGAAAACUCCCAGCACCCUGCUGUCGUGCAGCAUGUAGCAGAAGAGUUUGCCAUUGCCUCAUUGGUGGAGACAGGUCAGCUGACUGCCAUUCCUGUGGCUUCUCACUUCAAUGACACAUUCCGUUUUGACUCGGAGAAGCUGAAGGUGGGACAAACUGUCUCUGUAACAUUAAAAACCGUGCUGACGGGUGACCAUGGUGUCCUGUUAGCAGUGCAAGGCCCAGCAAAGAAAAGGGCUUUUAUAAGGUCCUGGAAAGAGUCGGAGACAGGAGAAGAGGGUUUGACUGCAGUGAAACACUCCCUGUGCUUAGGAGAUGUGGUCAAGGGAACUGUGAAGUCUGUCAGACCUACCUAUGUGACAGUUGCCAUUGAUGACAAACUAAUGGGCUCCAUCCACACGUCCCAGAUCCUGGAUGAAGUCCCCAUAGGCUCCUUUCCAACAUCCAGGCUGAAAGCUGGGCAGAAGGUGACUGCCCGGGUCAUUGGAGGCCGAGAUGUGAAGACUUACAGGUAUUUGCCCAUCACCCAUCCACACUUCACUCAGUCCAUUCCAGAGCUCAGCAUUCGACCCAGUGAUCUGAAGGGGGAUGGCGGCACAGCUCUGAGCCCCAAAGGAGACAAUCCCAGUGAGCGGCUCAGGCCCUACAAAGCUGGGCAGAUGGUGACCUGCUUUGUGAAGAAGUACAACGCCAUAAAGAUGUGGCUGGAGGUGGACAUCACCCCUGAGGUUCGAGGAAGAGUUCCCCAGUUGCUGCUUUCCCUUAACCCCAAGGUCUUAAAGCAUCCAGAAAAGAGCUUCAAGAAUGGUCAAGCUUUGUCUGCAACAGUUACUGGCACAGAUGCCUCUGAGACCAACCUCUUCCUGUCACUUACAGGAGUCCACUCGCUGGCAGAAGGAACCGUCACCCUGGGCACCGUAAUGAAGGUGACACCACACGUCGGCCUGACCGUUGCACUUCCCUUUGGAAAGACCGGCAAAGCCAGUAUCUUUCAUCUGAGCGAUUCGUAUGCUGAGCAGCCGCUGAAGAACUUCAGCAUUGGGAAGCUCGUUAGGUGUUGUGUCCUGUCCAAUGAAGACAACAAAAUAGAAAUAUCUCUCCGGCAAUCCAGGACAAAUCCAAAGAGCAAAAACAAAGUGGAAGAUCCUGAAGUGCAACGUAUUGAGGAUGUUCGGGAAGGCCAGUUGGUUAGAGGCUAUGUCAGAUCUGUCAAGCAGUCGGGUGUGUUCUGUGGUUUGUCCAGCUCAGUUGUGGGCCGAAUCCAAUUCCACAAAGUCGUCCCCUUCUUUGUACCGAAACAAUCCAUGUAUGAGCAGUACAUGCCGGAAGGGAAGUUCCUCACUGCCAAGGUCCUCAGUGUAAAUAAUACAGAGAGCCAUGUUGAGCUCUCUCUCCUCCCUGAGGACACUGGGAAACCAAGCGUCCUGCCCAAGUCGGUGGGCCUGCCGCGCUAUGACGCAGACGAGGGGAAGGAGAAGAGAGCAGAGUUCAAGAAGGUGAAGGCAAAACGGAAAAGAAGAGUCUCGGAAGGCGAACAGUCUCUUUCCAGUGGCUCACCCUUCCCCCAGCCUUCACUGCAGGAAGUGAAGCCGAGGAAAAAGCGAGCUCGCCUGACGGACGAGGAUGACAGUGGCAUUGAGGUCUUUUGCCGGGAGGAGGAAGAGGAGGAUGAGGAGGAGAAUAAAAGGAACUGCAAGCAGGAGACAAAAUGUGCGGAGGUUCCAAGACUGCAGAUUUCUAGUGGCUUCACUUGGGACGAGGGUUUAAAUGCCUUGGAGGUACCAAUAUUAAAUCCGAAAGAGGAGAGCUCAGACAGCGAGGAAGAGGACAACGCACAGUCCACGAGGAAGAAGCAGACGAAGAAGGAGAAGGAACAAGAGAAGCAGAGGGUGGAGAAGGAGCUCUCCAAGGUCGAAGCCGCCCUGAUGGACCCCAAUCGGCAGCCCCAGACCGCAGACGACUUUGACCGCUUGGUGCUGAGCAAUCCCAGCAGCUCUAUCCUGUGGCUGCAGUACAUGGCCUUCCACCUCCAAGCCGCGGAGAUGGAGAAGGCCAGGGUGGUGGCAGAAAGAGCACUCAAAACCAUCUCCUUCAGGGAGGAGCAGGAGAAGCUGAACGUCUGGGUAGCUCUGCUGAACCUAGAGAACAUGUAUGGCACGGAGGAGACACUGAUGAAGGUCUUUGAGAGGGCUGUUCAAUACAAUGAGCCCCUGAAAGUCUUCCAGCACCUGGCUGACAUCUAUACCAGCUCUGAGAAAUACCAGCAAGCUGAUGACCUGUACAACACGAUGCUGAAGCGUUUCCGCCAGGAGAAAUCCGUGUGGUUGAAAUAUGCCACCUUCCUCCUGAAACAGGGCCGGGUGCAGGCCACGCACAGGCUCCUGGAACGCGCCCUCAAGGGCCUGCCAGAUAAAGAACAUGUGGAUGUGAUUUCCAAGUUUGCUCAGCUGGAGUUCCACUUUGGGGACCCCAAACAUGCCAAGGCCAUUUUUGAGAGCACGCUGAGCAGCUACCCAAAACGCACAGACAUCUGGUCCAUCUACAUAGACAUGAUGAUCAAACACGGCAGCCAGAAGGAAGUACGGGAUAUUUUCGAGCGGGUCAUUCACCUGAGCCUGGCAGCAAAGAGGAUGAAGUUUUUCUUCAAGCGCUACCUGGAUUAUGAGAAGAAAUACGGCACGUCGGAAACCAUCCAGGCUGUGAAAGUAGCAGCGCUGGAGUACGUAGAGUCCAAGAGCUCUCUUGCCGAGAGCUAACUCCCAGAGCAGAGAGACUCAAAUCAUGUUGCAGACUCCAUGUAUGUGGUGCUGGAAAUGGAGAUCCACUGUAGUGGGCUGCCUGUGUCCAUAACUAGUGCGUUUCCUGAGAGUAUCAGCAGCCGGGCUGGAUUGUCCAGGACCAAACUGAGGCCGAAAGAAGUAAACAUUUACAGGAGCUUUUCAUCUUGCCCCACUGUACAACAGACUUUUUAACAUGUGGAUGAUUUUGAAUCUAGUUAAGUGCUGAUUGUUUUAUAACUGGUAGAAACCGCUGUCCUCUGUACUGCUUUCGUGUCGAAAUGGGAAAAUUAGUGACUCCCCAUCCAUUAAAUGCAAUGAUCUGGCAUAA
Messenger RNA from Gopherus flavomarginatus (Mexican gopher tortoise), 5784 nucleotides. It is a transcript of the gene PDCD11, whose product is annotated as programmed cell death 11. Gene Ontology annotation, cellular component: small-subunit processome; nucleolus; nucleus. The record is from RefSeq and is a predicted model, not a curated record. NCBI's taxonomy places the organism in Eukaryota, Metazoa, Chordata, Testudines, Testudinidae. Gene Ontology annotation, molecular function: RNA binding; protein binding. Gene Ontology annotation, biological process: rRNA processing. The coding region runs from base 153 to 5432 and encodes 1759 amino acids. The transcript has 34 exons.